Lepisosteus oculatus (spotted gar) is the source of this 2781-nucleotide messenger RNA. RefSeq names its product claudin-10-like. NCBI's taxonomy places the organism in Eukaryota, Metazoa, Chordata, Actinopteri, Semionotiformes, Lepisosteidae. The record is from RefSeq and is a predicted model, not a curated record. Gene Ontology annotation, biological process: bicellular tight junction assembly; cell adhesion. Gene Ontology annotation, molecular function: structural molecule activity. Gene Ontology annotation, cellular component: bicellular tight junction; plasma membrane.
GAAUGUAUAGUCUCUGAUUUCCCUCAAUAUCAACAGUACGUUCUGAGAUCCCUGCAGUUAAAGGUGGAGUUGGGGUAGGUGUGGGGUUGUCACACUCACCUGCAGUUCACCGAGAAAAGCACUCACUUCUUUCUCUGCCUGAUUUAAGCUUCUUCAAUUCAGGAAAUAAAAAAAAUGAAUUACAGAGAGCUGAUCAUGUACACAGAAAUUGGUUGCUUUGUCUUGUGUGUUUCAGGCUGGAUAUUAGUUUGUUCCACCAUGCCAACAGAAUACUGGAAUUAUUCCAGUAUUGAUGGCAUUGUCCUCACCACUGCCAACUACUUCUCCAACCUUUGGAAAAGCUGCAUCUCUGAUUCAACCGGAGUGUCUGACUGCAAAGAAUUUCCCUCCUUGCUGGCACUACCAGAAUACAUCCAUGCCUGCCGAGCACUAAUCAUUACCGGUAUCAUCCUGGGGUUCUUUGGUGGAGUACUUGCUUUGAUUGGAAUGAAGUGCACCAAAAUCGGAGGAUCAGAGAUUGCCAAUGCUAGAGUUACUUUUGCAGCAGGAGUGAAUUACUUGAUUGCGGGCCUGACAUCAAUGAUAGCAUUCUCCUGGUAUGGAAACAAAAUCAGAGCCGAAUUUGUAGAUCCCAAUUUCAAAGCUCAGAAGUAUGAAAUUGGAGCUGCUGUAUUCGUAGGCUGGGGAGGCUCUACGCUGCUCAUUGUUGGGGGACUUGUGUACUGUAUCUUUGCAGGAAGAGAUGGGCUGAGAUCUAGGUCCAAUUACAUAUACAAAUCAGCUCCCUAUAAGACUGCUUCAACCACAGAUACAUACAGAAGGCCCCCACGAGUGGUCAGAAAAGGCAAAGCAAUCUUAGAAUCCAGAGACAACAGAAGCAGAAUACUAAGAUCUUUUGACAGAGAUGCCUACGUUUAAGAAGGGAAACGAGAGAUAUUUCCGGAAUGCUUUACAAAGAUGCCGGGCAAGAGACUUUGAAAGAAGCAGAAACCUCAUCUUACCCAAGACUUUUCUUCACAUUGCAACUGUAAGUGCAGAGACAGGCCGUGAUGGGAGUUAAAUUCACUACAACCAAUAUUUAAUCAACCUGCUAAUGCAUAACGUUGCUUUGUAUGUCGUUUGCUAUGAACACCAGAUGUGUUGUCUGAACCAUGUUCUUAAAGUGAAUAAAAGGACUUUGUUUUGUCUCAAAAUCUGAACAAGCCGUAAGGGAGAGUGAUAUCAAAGUCUUCCGACCGUGGGGAGAAAAAAGUUUGGGAGCCCAAUCAACUCCAUCAAGGGACCCAGAGAUCAAACAAUGGAGGGAAAUUUAAAACAAAAUCAGCCUGUUCUAGGUGCACUUGGCAAAAAGCAGCAACACCGGAAUGACAUGCCAAGUCCACAUAGAGGCCAAAUGGAGGAAAGACCUGAAGAAAGCUCCUGGAACUGUGAAGCAGCAAUGCCAGGCACCACUCCACCAGUUAAAGGGCUGCUGAUUAGUGUAUCAUGCAGCAUAAUGUCCUCAUUAUUGCAGUCUUGUGCUGUUUGUUUGCUUUGGCACCCAAAGAGAAAGCAUUGAACAUAAGGGAGGGGCCGAGGUCAUCGUGACUGAUGUCAUUUAUGAAACCCUUUCUUCAAACAGACCUCUCUUGUGCAAUACGAACAAUAUGAAGAAAGCCUUUUAAAAGUUAUGUGUACAAUUUCUAUUGUUGUUUGACACUUCCUACCGAAUGAGUGCAGAAAGAUACAGUGAAAGUUGUGUAGGGAAGCAGGAUUUUAAAUGCUGUGUUUAGUUUAUUCACAGCAACAUCCCCCAGGGAGAACACAUAACCUGGCAUUAAUGUUUUUGAAUAUCUUUCCAGCCUUGGACAAAGCAAACAAAUGGAACAGUAUAUUAACACAAAUGAGGAAAGGCAUAGUUGGUGUUAAUGUUUAAUUUCACAAUAUUGUGUGUACUUACCUAAAUAAAUAAAACAUUUUUUUAAAAGCAAAGUGACCUAUUUGAUCUAUUUAGCUGACCUUCAUUUCAAUAUGCACAUAAUGUUACUCCUGUGCAAGUUCGAGCUCACAAUCCCUUUUUACCAUGGGAACUGGACACAUUCACACAUGAUUCAAGCACCUCACAGUGGUGAGAACAUGAUUCGCAGUGCUGGAUUUCCCAUUAGGCACUGAAGGCACAGUGCCUAGGGCCAACGAAAUUUUUAGGGCCUACGAAGGAGGGAAACAUUAGUGACUAACGAAAAACGAGCCGAAACAACUUGCUUGCGAUGGACUCUAGGUGCUCCAAAUCAAUAAUCAUACGCCAUCUAGCGGCUGUUCUGGAAACUAGAAGUAAUGAAGUGAUGGUUGCUCAACUCACUUCACUCAAAAUAAUUCAAUUGGCGUUUACCCCUCUUUUUGCACAUUUAGGGCCUAUGAACACCAAAAUCUGGCCCUGACGAUCGGGGCAGCAGUCUGUGCCACCUGCCCCAAUUUAAAAGGUAAUUACCUCAUCAGCGUUUAAGCCAUGCCUGUCUGGCACUGUCAGUCUGGCACUCUGUAACUGGGUUUUCACCCGUAUAGCCUCAAAGUCCUUCUUGUACAAACCUGCCUGUCUGAGGGAACUUCAGUAAUCUGCAUAAAACUGUCAGAACCUUUUUGAUCUCGACUGUGAGCCAGGACCUGAUCACAGGUGGAUUCCUGCCUGAUUUCAAUGUGCUGCACGGCUGCUACCGCCUGCCUGCCCAGUGUAUCCUCUGGGCCCUUGCCCGAGCCAAAAACACCCCCCGGAACAUCAACCCGAUCAGGAACUCCCGCUGUAAC